Sus scrofa (pig) is the source of this 2144-nucleotide messenger RNA. NCBI's taxonomy places the organism in Eukaryota, Metazoa, Chordata, Mammalia, Artiodactyla, Suidae. The record is from RefSeq and is a predicted model, not a curated record.
CAUUUAAUUCCAACAAAAUAAGAACGGGUGGGACAAAAUAAGAGGGGGGUAUGUACUGUCAGGUACCGGAAGCGCCAAUGGUCUCUGAGUUCUCUGAUAGGUUUUGUAGGGAAUCCCAUCCAUGCCUGAUGCAGCAACAAGAAACACAGCUCUCUCUCCACCUCCGAGUGGGGUAAAGACGUGGCCAGGCUCCCCUCUGGGAUCAACUUCGACUCUCCAAAGGGGGCCCCGCCCACGAGCUUUAGCGCACAAAUGCCGGUUCGCAGGGGGUGGGGCCCGAGCGAGGGAAGGAGAGACUCAAGGAAGGAGCCGGGCGCUCGAGCUGCGGUGGGCGUUGCGAGGUGAAACAACAGUCGCAGAGGCCGUGACAGUUGGUCUCUCCUGGCCCAGUCCAGCCCACGGAUCCGCGGUGGAGAACACGAGCACCGCUCGGCUCGCUUGCAAGCUCCAGGGUAGGGCACCCAGGCCUGUCAAGGACCGCCGAGCAAGCGUCGCCGGGACAGCUGGCCCCGCAGAAAUAAUUGGUAACAAGACCUCCGUAGCCAUGGCUAGUUCUGACGUGAAACCAAAAUCCAUAAGUCGUGCCAAAAAAUGGUCAGAAGAGAUAGAAAAUCUGUACAGAUUUCAACAAGCAGGAUAUCGAGAUGAAAUUGAAUAUAAACAAGUGAAACAAGUUUCUGUGGUAGAUCGUUGGCCAGAGACAGGAUAUGUGAAGAAACUUCAGAGAAGGGACAAUACUUUCUAUUACUACAACAAACAGAGGGAAUGUGAUGACAAGGAAGUCCACAAAGUGAAAAUUUAUGCUUACUAGCCUUCCUGAUAUUUCCUGUCAUUAUCUUUUAAAAAUCCAUUGUUUCAUUCUGCAUCAUGUAAGUGACUGUCAUUGUACAAAAUUCCCCAAAAUGCAGACUCUGAUGGCAUGUUUUGAAACACCAAAGCCAUGAAGCUUGGUCUCUACUAAUCAUCCUGUUCUGUUCUAAAAUAUAACUGCAGUAGCUUUCCACUGGUACCCGCCUUGGUCUGCUUCUUCCUGUUUUAACUGUGGCAGCGUAACUUCUAUGCAGGGGAUCCAAGAGCCCUCACUGCAGUCCUUCCAGGUAAGGUUAUGUAGAUGUUAGUGCCCCACCCCCACCCCAACUUUUAUCACGUUUCUGGACCAUCACUUUGAACCGCAUUGUGCAUUGUGCAGCCCAAGGGCUUCUCUGGCCUAGAGAGUCCUUUGCCCAUUGCCUAGUUGACUGGAAAUGCCAAGAAGUGACAGUGCUUGAGGCAGAGGAUUAUCAAAGGCCCAGCCAUGCGGCUCCCUUGGAGAAAUCAGCCUGAGGUUAAUCUUUAGUUGGGUGCAGCAGGAUCUCAUUGAACACCAGCCUGAGUAGGAGAGAUACUGGUUACCUCCCUUCCUUGCCCCUUACCCCACUCCCCUGCCAGUGGUCCUUUCCCUCCUGAACCACUUCCUUGGGCCUGAAGCCUUGUCCAGGGUUUGGCUUCUGGUCCCCCACCCCCCACCCCAAUAGAAAACUUGUUCCAGUGCUUCCUGGAAUCACUGCAGAAACAGCCUAAGUGCCGACGGGCAAGUAAGGCAAUAAUUAACCCGUAAGACUUCAGAAAUCCCUCCAAUAGUGAGUCUUGAGGGCUUUGAAAUUAAAUACAUGAAAGGUAUCAUUUUUAUUAUAACUUCUCUCUUUAUUUUUAUUUUUGUCACUGAUAAGACUUUUGAUUUGUUCCCAUUGAUAAGUUCUGACCUUCACAUAGAUUUGGGGGUAGAAGCUCAUAUCUAUCCAUUCAUUCAAAUUCAGUUCCCCUUUUCCAGAGGUAUCUGCCCCAUGAAGCUCUGUUAGUUUUUCCCAAUUCAAAAUUGUGCCUUAUUCAGAACAGACACAUUGUGGAAAGGAGAGAGAGGCAGAGUCUCCAGAAUUAAACACAGCCCUGCCAACACUUGGUUUUACCAAAUAAGACCCAUUUCAGACUUCUGGCUUCCAGAACUGUAAGAGAAUAAACUCAAUGCUGUUUGAAACUCCUUGGUCUGUGGUGAUUUGUCAGAAUGGCAGUAGGAAACAGACAGCUGCAGAGAAUAGAUGAAGUCAGUAACCAUGUGAAACUGACAGCACUAAUAGCCUGAACCUAGCCAGAACCCAGAUUGGGAC